Messenger RNA from Trametes versicolor FP-101664 SS1, 2331 nucleotides. RefSeq lists its product as uncharacterized. The record is from RefSeq and is a predicted model, not a curated record. The annotation marks the transcript as partial. NCBI's taxonomy places the organism in Eukaryota, Fungi, Basidiomycota, Agaricomycetes, Polyporales, Polyporaceae. Gene Ontology annotation, molecular function: protein kinase activity. Gene Ontology annotation, biological process: protein phosphorylation. The transcript has 4 exons.
CCACAGGUACAGGGACUCUCGAAGCUCGUCAAGCCCUUCCCAGCUGAAGCGAGGCCCGAGUUUGUCAACACAUACAAGAAAAAACUGCAGUUUCCCUUCAACGACUUUAUCAAUCAGCAUCACCAUACCUCGCCCGACAUAUCGGUCUCGUUCCCUGGAAAGUCUUUGAGCGAGCCUUCGUCGUGGGGGUCUAUCUCCACGGUCAUCGAGAGCAAGAGCGAAAGCACCCAAGACCCAUUCAUCCGGGAAGCGCAGACGCAUACCGACACUAUCGAGCAGCUCGCGAAGAACGCGCGCAACCUCAUUAUUACCCACGGAUUGCUCGCGGCAUUCGUCGUCGGCAUCUACGGGAACACCGUCCGCCUCGUACGCUUCGACCACACAUGCGCGCUCGUCUCCGUGCCGUUCAACAUCAAGAAGGAUGGCCCAAGGUUACUGCAGAAGUUCUAUUGGCACUUCACGCACCCCGUCGUCGGCGCGCACAUCGUCGGAAACGACCCAACGGUGAUGAGCUUCACCAGUGCAGAUGACGAAUGGGUGAGGAGCGAGCUGAAGAAGGCGCGAAUAUUGCAUUGGCAGGUGCACGUCGCCGAGGUCUCCAAAGGACGACGCGUCGAGGUCUACGACGAAGCGACUGGUCGCUGUAUUCCCUACCUCCUUUACCAGGUUGUCGACGUGAACGGACGGCUGUUCUCACGUUCGACGAUGGUUUGGAGGGCCAUCGAGGACACCCGCAUCUGGAAGAACGGCCGGCUUGAACCAGAUCCUUCACGCAUCACCCCUGUCAAGCCACAGAUCAUGAAGGAAGCGUGGAGACAGCUAGUCCGGACGGCGGAAGCGAAGUUCUACCAACGGCUGCAGCGCGAUAUCGACGAAGAGGACUGGCAUGGCCUCGCCACCAUGGUGUGUGGCGGCGAUCUUGGUGAGUUCGAGGUGCGGUGGUGGAAGGAAACGGAACGUCGUCGCAAGGGUGUAGCGGCGGCAUCGGGUGACGCAGACCCUAGGAAUGCGCCAGAUUCGCCAGGCGCAUUCAACGCAGCAUCCUCUUCAAGGCUAUUCUCUUCCCGCAGUCAUAUGCGCAUCGUGAUCGACGACGUCGGCCGGCCGCUCACAGAGUUCAAGUCCACUCGCGAGCUUGUCUGCGCCAUACGCGACGCCAUCCGGGGUCAUCAACUGGCAUGGAAGAAGGCGCGUGUGAUGCAUCGCGACAUCAGCGUGGGCAAUAUCUUGAUUUCAGACGAACCGAAGCCUAGUAAGAAGGCGUACACUGGGUUUUUGCAUGAUUACGACUACAGCCAGAUGGAAGACGACCCUUCGAAUACAGACGAAGAUUCACCGUCUCCCUCAUCCCCAUCCUCCGGAUCGCCCGACGGAUCCCCCACGACAACGGCGACUGCUCCUGAUGACCCUUCGAAACUUAGAGAACGCACGGGAACAUAUUACUUUAUGGCUUGCGAGAUUCUCGACGUCCCGGGCAUCAUCCACCACACUCACCACGACCUCGAAUCAUUCUACUGGGUCCUACUAUGGGUUGUCGUUCGGCAUACGGACCAUAGGAACCACAGGGGCAAAAAACUGUGCGCUAAGAUUUUCAAAUUCGGAAAUGACGAGGAUAGCGCGGAUGCAAAGAAGACUUGGGUCGACCACAAGGCGUCCCGGUUCAACGUAUAUCGAAACAAGCCACUUUCUCACCUUCUCCGGAGCUUCAAUAAGCUCGUCAAGAAACACCUUUCUGGAGACGAUGAUGACGACGUUGCACCGGUUCCCCUGGACUAUGGACCGGUGCUGAAAGUCUUCGACGAGGCCAUUGCCAUGUCGGGCUGGCCUGAUAACGACUGGAAAGCUUGCGACUUGCUCGGUGGCUUGCAACGGACCGGCAUGGCGGGUGUUGUCGACCCCAAGCAGGAGAAGAAGAAAGGAGAAAAGCCCUUAGGCGUGACCACUGCUCCCUUACUCGGAAAAGCCGCCGCCACUGGACGGCAGCCUGUCCGAAAGGUGCACUUCGCUGAUCUCCCUCCCCUCCCGGAUCACCCGGAUAUCCCUGCUCCGCGGACAUAUCAUGGCGAUCCUCAGCAACCCUUCCGCGAACCUUCCAAGAAGCGGUCGCACGCUUUUGUGGAGGAGUCGUCGGAGCUCGACUCGCGUGGCAUCGCACGGACGUCCCGGGGCAACACAAAGGGUCACAGCAAGCGGCCGAAGACUAGCGAAAGAAUGGGCCCGGUGACGAGAUCAAAGUCGCAAGCGGCGCCGCAAGCGGCGAUGCAAUCGUCUGAGUCGGUGCGUAGAAGUGCGAGGAUACAGGAGAAGAGGCUGGCUUCUGGAGACGCUUAG